AUGGGCUUGGCUCCGCAGCUGCCGCCGCAUGCAGUGGUGGCGGGAGCCGGUGGCGGCUUCGAUGCAGCGGCGGCAGGUGAUGACCCACGGGUCAUGGCCCGCAUGGAGGCGGAAGCUCGAAAGGAAGCGUACCGAAGGGAGCUGGAGGAGCAGAUCCGGGCUAAGAAACAGGCUAAGGAGGCGGAGGUGCGGCGGCGGCAGGCAGAGGAUGCGGCGUGGGAGGCGCGGGCGGCGGCGGCGCCGCAGCCUUGGGAUCCUGAGGCGCGUGCGGCGCGGCGCGGCGGCGGCGGCGAGCCCCUGCGGGAUGAGUACGGCAGGCCGGUGGCCAACCUCCGCCGGCGUGGCGGCGGCGCCGGCGGCGGUGGUGGAGCCGCCGGCAUGGGCGGCAUUCCCCCCCUGCCGUUCAACGGCGAGGGCGCGGGGGCCCCACAUCCCAGCCACGGCCACGUCCCGAUGCCGCCACUGGGCAUGGGGCCCCCUCUCAUGUCACCGCCGGGGUUGCCGAUGCCACUGCCUCCACACCACCUUUCGCUCAACGGGGUCGGACCCAGCGGUGAUGGCGCCGGUGGCUUUGGGGGGCCUUAUGACGGUCUUCCUUCUAGUGCGGGCGGUGCGCCUCCGUUGUUUUCUCCCAGCAGCAAUGGCAACAUCCCGCCUGUCAGCCCGGGCAACCGGCGUUUCAUGGCGGCCAUGAACGACCUGAUAGCGGGGCCGUCUGACGAGCAGCGGCGUCAGAAAGAGAUGGCGAGACAGCGGUUACAGAUGGACCUGGGGGAGCAGAUUCGGGAGAAGAGGGAGCGGCAGGCGCGCGAGCGUGCUGAGCUGGAGCGCCAGCGUCUCAAGGAGGAGGCCGAGUUGAAGGUACGGCACAGUACGGCCUUCCAGGACAACCUGGCCGCUCAGCGCCAAACAGAGCUGCACCGGCAGGCGGGGGCCGAGGGGCCGCAGCCGCCGCCGCCGCCACUGUCUCCGCCGCCUCAACACCCUUCCCAGUACCCGCAGCGGCAGCAGCUGCUGCAACGGCGGGAGAGCUCUGGCGGCGGCGCCGGCGGCGGCGGCGGCGCCAUGAUGGACGGCGGCAGGCCACCGUUGCCGCCUCGGCGGCACGGCAAGGGCGGCAAAAUCAUCGACGCGUCGUGGUUAGAUGCGCCGCCACCGCCGCCGCCGCCGUUGUCGUCGUCGCCACCGUCAGCGGGUCCGAUUUCCCCUCAUGCAGGUGCCAUGUUUGGUCGGCGUGCGAGUGCCGGACUGGCGGAUGAUGAGCUGACGUUCGGCGGGGGGCCUGCUGGCCAGGCAGGAGGGGGAGGGGGAGGAGGAGGAGGGGGGGGGCCUCUAUCCCCCGGUGGAGGCGGCAUCAUCAAGGGGCCCGGCGGGGCCCCCUCGGCGUCCCGGGCUGCCGGGAACAUGACGACGUUGCUGCAGCAGCUGCAGGAGGAGCAGUCCCGCAUGCGGGAGGAUUUCGCCCGUCAGGCGGCGGCCAUGGAGAAGCUGGCGAACGAUGCGAGCAGGGCCCUCGCCGACAGGGAUGAAGCAUGGCAGGAGCUGCAAAAAUCGUUCGGCAUCGGCACUGUCAUCGUGGACACGCAUCUGGUCCCCAAGACGACGAAUUCAAUUCCGGAUCCGUUACCGAAACCGUUGGUUUCGGAGGUUUUGCGGCGGGGUCGUACAGACCCUGGGCGAUUGCCGUCAUCGGGGGGAGAUGAGCGCGGCGGCGGCGGGAUGGCGGGUUUUGGCGGGCCCCCUCGCAUCCAAUCCGUGUACGGCUACGGUUUCGAUUCCUCGCCGCCUAAGAGCCGCUACAACAGCUUCUUUGGGCUGGAACAUGGAGACCCGCCCGGCGGAGCCCGUGGCGGCGGCGGCGGCGGGGGGCCCCUGCCGUUGCUGGGCCCUCGUAAGCCGCCGCCGCUAAAGCCGCCGCCGUCACCGGCCAUCCUGCGCGGCGACCACCUGCCGAGUCCUGUAAAGCAAACACGCGGCGGCGGCGGCGGCGGCGGAGGGGUGCAAUCCGGAGGAGCCAGGGCCCGCAGCGGACGGCCUCCGGCCGCCGCUGGCGGCGGUGGCGGCGGCUCCGCUGCCUCCGCGGCGGCGGAGCGGCCCCUUCGCGGCCGUGCGGCCUCCGCGGCUCCACUGCAGUCGCAGGGGAGGUCGCCGCCGGAGCUGCCGCCCGUGCUGCGACCUCCAGUGGCGGCGGCCGCAUCCGGUACGGCAGCGGUUGCGGCGGCGGCGGCGGCUGCGGCGGCGGGGCCGUCCAAGGGGCGUCAGAUGUCCAGACAUAGCUUGGAGGGUAUGCAAAGAGUGUUGGAGCGCGGGCACGAGGAGAUGUUGCUCCGGGGGCUGGGCAGCGACGACGGAAGCGGCAGUACGGGUACGACAGUGGAGUACGUAGCGGAGGAGGCACCGGCGUCAACGCGAUCGGUUGUACGGAACCCUCGGUCUAGGGAGCCCUCUCUGCCUGGGCACACAGAAAUGAUGUCGCCUGGGGCGGCGGCCAACUACCUGGGUGGCGGUGCCGCCGCCGCCGCCAGCGGGGGCAUUGAGGGUAAGGGCCCAAGGCGGUCCUUCUACUCGGAUAGUAUGGCGUCGUACAAACUGCUUUUGGCGUCCCAUUCUGCGCUGGCGGCGCCGACAGAGACGGCUGCAGGCGCUAUCGCGUCCAGCGGCGGUGACGGCCCUUCCAGCGGAAUGCCUGAUCGCCGUACAAGUUCGACGCAUGCCGGGGACCUGGGCGUUGCAGCGGAACAAGGCAGGGGAGUACGGCAUAGCGGCGGUACCGGCGCCGUGGCGGCCGGCGCCGCUGGCGGCAGCAGCGGCGGCGGGGCGCCAGCCGCAGGGGUAGCGCGGGCCGACAGCGCCAUUAGCGCUGUGAGCGCCGCCACCACCGGCUCGUACACCGUCGUCACCCCCGCCGGCGCCUCCUCUCCCUCCCCCGCGCCGGAGAUGCCGCUGCAGCGGCCAGUGCGGGCAGGGCGCCGCCCCAGCACCCGGCACCGUGUGCCGUCGGCGGCAUCGGCGGACGGGACUAGUCCUGCCGCUGCUGACGGCGACGGCGGCGCCGUCGCCGCAAUGGCAGCCGCCGCGGCGGCGGACGACUAG
This is a messenger RNA of Volvox carteri f. nagariensis, 3093 nucleotides long. RefSeq lists its product as uncharacterized. Lineage: Eukaryota; Viridiplantae; Chlorophyta; Chlorophyceae; Chlamydomonadales; Volvocaceae. The transcript is spliced from 9 exons. The record is from RefSeq and is a predicted model, not a curated record. Bases 1 to 3093 code for a protein of 1030 amino acids.